AUGACAAACGAAGAGAGUAUCUUUCCUACACAAAUAAUAGUAGGUGUAGUUGGUAUAGGACUCAUGGGCUCUAGUAUUACUACUUGUCUCUUAAUAGCUGGCCAUCAAGUUAUAGCAGUAGCUCCAAUUCCAAUCGAUCUUGAAACUGCUGAAACUCGUAUUCAUGAACAUCUCGCUCGAUCAUUUGAACAAGAAAUAUGUUUAGAAAAACCAGUUUAUUACUUAAAAAAUUUGACUAUUACCGAAGAUUAUAAUUGUCUUAAAGUUACUUCCUUAGUUAUUGAAUGUACUCUUGAAGAUAUUACAAUCAAAAAGCAAGUUUAUAAAAAUAUUGAAAAUGUCGUAUCGAAUGAAACUAUCAUUACAAGUAAUACAUCAGCCAUUCCCAUUAGUCUUCUGCAAGAAGAGGCUUGUGUACCGAGUCGAUUUUUUGGAUUACACUGGGCUGAGCCAUCUCAUACAACACGAUUUUUAGAAAUUAUUUGCGGUAACAAAAGUGAUCAGCAAAAGGCCGAAUGGUUAUAUCAACUUUCACAUCAUUGGGCUAAAGAACCAACACUCGUAAGAAAAGAUAUUCGUGGCUUUAUCACCAAUCGUCUUAUGUAUGCUUUAUAUCGAGAAGCGUUUUAUCUAGUCGAAAAUGGAUACGCUACUGUUGAUGAUGUUGAUCGAGCAUGUCGCAAUAAUGCUGGUUAUUGGAUGACUUUAGUUGGUUGCUUUCGAUGGAUGGAUCUUACAGGCAUUCCAGCUUAUCAUGCUGUUAUGCGAGAUUUAUUGCCUACGCUGUGUAAUGAAACUGAAAUACCGAAACUUAUUGAUGAUAUUGUUAAAACAGGUGGAAAAGGUAUUCUAAAUGGUAAUGGUUUCUAUAAUUAUACACCAGAAGAGGCUCGUUUAUGGCGUGAAACUUUUGAAGAGUUUAGUUAUGAUAUUCGACGAUUAGCAUUGAAAUAUCCUGUUGAUGUUGUCACUAGAAAAUUGAAUGUCCUAGAGAAAAAAAAUGAAACUCAAGAUUAA
This is a messenger RNA of Rotaria socialis, 1017 nucleotides long. NCBI's taxonomy places the organism in Eukaryota, Metazoa, Rotifera, Eurotatoria, Philodinida, Philodinidae. The record is from the annotation of a GenBank genome assembly.